Messenger RNA from Uloborus diversus, 1442 nucleotides. RefSeq names its product T-complex protein 11-like protein 1. The record is from RefSeq and is a predicted model, not a curated record. The coding region runs from base 49 to 1320 and encodes 423 amino acids. Lineage: Eukaryota; Metazoa; Arthropoda; Arachnida; Araneae; Uloboridae. The transcript is spliced from 8 exons. Gene Ontology annotation, biological process: signal transduction.
GAAGAGAUCCUAAAAGUUGCGGAAGAUGUUUCAAAAUCAGAAUUCAACAUGGCUUUGGCUCAUGAAAUAGCCGUCAAUAGUGACUUCAAACUGCAGCAAAAGCUCCCUGAGUCAAAUAUUCAAGCAAAAAUUACCGAAAUCUUUCACAAAGCUUUUUGGGACAUUCUGCAAGAACAGUUGUCUAGCACACCACCAGAUUGUUCCCAAGCCAUUGUUUUACUAGCAGAGAUUAAAGAGAUUUUGUUGUCCUUGCUUAUGCCGCACAGCACCCGUUUGAGGAAUGAGAUCAAUGAUGUGCUGGAUGUGGAUUUAGUGAAACAGCAGGCAGAAAAAGGGACAGUGGACAUUGGGAGUUACGCCCAGUUCAUCAUUUCGACGAUGGCUCGUUUGUGUGCCCCAGCAAGAGAUGAGAAUAUUCAAAAGCUCCGGCAGCUGAAUGAUGUCGUCCCUUUGUACAAAGGAAUAUUGGAAACUCUGGACUUGAUGAAGAUAGAUUUUAUGAAUUACACCCUAAUCAACAUACGACCUCAUAUACAGAGACAUUCUAUUGAAUAUGAAAAGAAUAAGUUUGAAGAAAUACUUAAAUCUCUUGAAGGAUUAUCUGUUCCUGUGGAUGGCCUUAAAUUCACCCGUAUUUGGUUGCAAAAUGUUUAUCAAGAAAUUUCAAAAGAAACAAAUGCUUCCGAGGUCCCAAAUUCUUUAAUUUUACGAAAAGCUUACAUUAAAAUUUUACAAUGGAAGGAUACUGAUAAUUUUCCUGAGACACUGCAUCUUGAUCAUGCUCGUUUCAUUGAAAUGAAAGAAAAUUUAACUGUGAUGAUACUGACUGCCAGUGUGAUACUUGUUACCUAUUCUAAUGUUGGUCCUGCUAUCCAGGGAAUUACAGAUUUUAAAGAACUUCUCAAAAGCCAUGUCCAGAUACUUCUUGCGGAUAUAAAAAAAAUUAGUUCUGUAGGCCAGUUGGAAGAAAAAAUGGAAACAGUAGCCCUGCAAGUUGUGAAAGAUGUUAAUUUAUGCUUAGAUCAACAUGGAUACACAGCCCUGGAAGAAGAAAAAGAAAAAACACUGAUAUCACUAAUAAAACAAAUUUCUACAGAAGAUCAUAGUGUUCGACAAUUACUAUCAAAGCGCAUUUUAGAGUUUUUGGAGUUGACACUACAUUCUUCAACAAUGCUGAAAAUACCUCCUGGCCUUUCUUCAUUACAAAAAGAACUUUCAUCAUUUGCUGGGCAGUUUUUGUCUUUAGUUCGCCACAAUACUGCUGUUUUUAUUGAGUAUUACGAUCGAAUUCUUAAUGAUGUAAAACACAUAAAAUUAUAGUAAUACAUUUUAAUUAAACUUUUUGGUGACAUGGCGAUAUGAAUUAUCAAUUUCAUAAAUGCUACACAUUCACAAAAAAGUAUUUUUGUAACAGACCUUUCUUUGGUUUUGUAUCCGGUUAA